AUGAGGAGCCCGCGAGAGCUCGCGGACCGCUCGAAAUACUACCGUUUUCAUCGGCAGCAUGGGCACGACACUGAGCAGUGCCGUGAGCUAAAAAGGCAGAUCGAGGAGCUUGUCCGCCGAGGGCAUCUCGGCCACUACCUUCCGUCGGUCAAGGAGCCAUCACCUCGCCCGGAAGGCCCCGUUGAACGACACAUCGACAUGAUAGCCGGGGGGGCCCGCGGCGGGGGGGGUUCCGCGUCGGGCAGAAAGGCGUAUGCCCGGGCCGCUCCCGACGAAGCCUCGGGAUACGAGCCCGAGCCCGAGAUUACCUUCCCAACCGGAGCUGCCGAGCGACCUGACCACGACGACGCCCUGGUAAUAUCAGCCAGGAUAGCCAACGCGCAGGUAAGAAGGAUCAUGGUCGACACGGGAAGCUCGGCCGAUAUACUUUACUUUGGUGCCUUCCAGAAGCUCGACUUAGCCAAGGAAAGCAUGCGCCCGAUCGGUUCAACGCUCACCGGGUUCACGGGAGAAUCAAUAUCACCUUUGGGGGCCAUCACUUUGCCCUUAACCCUGGGCGUCCCGCCGAGGUCAAAAACGGUGAUGACCGCCUUUUUGGUGGUCGACCUUCCCACGGCCUACAAUGCCAUACUGGGACGGCCGACCCUCAAUAAAACCAGAGCCUUUGUCUCGACCUACUACCAAACCAUCAAAUUCCCGACUCACGCAGGGGUCGGAGAAGUCAUCGGGAGCCCUUGUGAGUCCAGACGGUGCUACCUAACCGCCGUUUCACUACACAAGAGGACCAGAGUCGAGCCACCGCUGGAGGACCCGCGGGAGACAAAAAGACCGGCCCCUCAUCCCGAGCCGAAGGGGCCCACCAUUGAUGUACCAUUACAAGAAGCCCGACCCGACCGGACGGUCAAGGUAGGAUCGGAGCUACCCGAGCGGGAACGAGAGCAGCUCGUCGGACUCCUACGGGAAAACGCCGACAUCUUCGCCUGGUCCCCGUCUGAUAUGAUGGGCGUCGACCCAGGGGUGGCGCAGCACCACCAUCCCACCUGA
Messenger RNA from Musa acuminata AAA Group (dessert banana), 1044 nucleotides. RefSeq lists its product as uncharacterized. The transcript has a single exon. The coding region runs from base 1 to 1044 and encodes 347 amino acids. The record is from RefSeq and is a predicted model, not a curated record. Lineage: Eukaryota; Viridiplantae; Streptophyta; Magnoliopsida; Zingiberales; Musaceae.